AUGGCUAUUUUUAUAGUAUCUCAGCAGCAGCAGGAGCACCACUCGGAGGUUCUUGCGAUGCUUCGAGAAAUCUAUGUUGCUGUUACAGGCAAGCCGUUACGUGUCCACUACGUGAUGGGCGACGCAGAUGCUGCUCAAUGGAAUGCUGUCCACGAAGUUUUCAGUCCCGACAACGAUAUCGUUUUCCUGAUGUGCUAUUUCAUGUAG
Molecule: messenger RNA, 207 nt
Organism: Phytophthora nicotianae INRA-310
Lineage: Eukaryota; Oomycota; Peronosporomycetes; Peronosporales; Peronosporaceae
Exons: 1
Coding region: 1-207 (68 amino acids)
Source: RefSeq, a predicted model, not a curated record